AAAAAAGAGUGAAAUAAUGUGAGGCAGCUCUGAAGACCUAAGAGGCAGGACAUGACACAAGUGGCACAUCCCGGCCAUGGGGUCCCAGCAUUCUGCUUCUGCUCACCCCCCUUCCUUCAAGCAAAGGAAAGCAGAUGACAGAGAGGACUUGCUGGCCAAAGGGGAGCAGGAAGAAGCCAUUGCUCAGUUCCCAUAUGUGGAGUUCACCGGGAGAGAUGGCAUCAACUGUCUCACUUGCCAGGGGACAGGCUACAUUCCAACAGAGCAAGUAAAUGAGUCAGUGGCUUUGAGCCCACACAGUGAUCAGAGAUUGUGUCCUCAGAGAACUAAGCAAUAUGUCCUCUUGUCUGUCCUGCUCUGUCUCCUAGCAUCUGGUUUGAUGGUUUUCUUCAUAUUUCUACAUUCGGUCCUCAUGGAUGAUGAUGGCAUCAGAGUGGUGAAAGUAAUGUUUAAUAAGCAGGAAUCCCUUGUAAUCCUCCCCAUCCUGGCCACCCUGAAAAUCAGAAACUCCAACUUCUAUCCAGUGGCGGUGACCAGUCUAUCCUGCCAGGUUCAGUACAUGAACACCAUGGUCAAGUCACACAUGACCACUAACGUCUCCCUCAUUCCACCACAGAGUGCACACCUGGUGAAUUUUACUGCAAAGGCUGAGAUGGGAGGACCAUUUUCCUAUAUGUAUUUCUUCUGCACAUUACCCGACAUCCUGGUGCACAACAUAGUGGUCUUCAUGCGGACUUCAGUGAAGAUUUCCUACAUUGGCCACAUGAUCCAGAGCUCCUUGGAGACACAUCACUAUGUGGAUUGUGGAGCCAAUUCCAUGGCUAUUUAGAAACUGGCCUUGGUUUUUCCAUGGCAGCACCUGUCAGAAGAGACAGCAGCGCCUGGGCCUGAGCUCCAUACCUACCCCAGGUGGUGGAGCUGGGGGAGAAAAUGGUUUUCUCAGUCCCCAGAAAACACCCUCCUGCCACUUGGGAGGAAAACUCCUUUCUGUAGCACAGUGUACACUUCUCAGAACCAGCAGGAUCACUGCCUAGUGCCUAGCAUGUGCCCAGCAAAUAGUAGGCAC
Molecule: messenger RNA, 1066 nt
Organism: Phacochoerus africanus (Common warthog)
Lineage: Eukaryota; Metazoa; Chordata; Mammalia; Artiodactyla; Suidae
Product: transmembrane protein 106C-like
Source: RefSeq, a predicted model, not a curated record